Protopterus annectens (West African lungfish) is the source of this 6609-nucleotide messenger RNA. RefSeq names its product transforming growth factor beta 1 induced transcript 1 (gene TGFB1I1). The record is from RefSeq and is a predicted model, not a curated record. The transcript is spliced from 12 exons. The coding region runs from base 181 to 1737 and encodes 518 amino acids. NCBI's taxonomy places the organism in Eukaryota, Metazoa, Chordata, Ceratodontiformes, Protopteridae.
GGCAGCAGGCAGCUAGCGAACUUUUUUGUGAGUAGUCGUGCUGUACCUUAGUUGCUGUACUAACGUAGUGUAUAAUUAAAUAUAUAUACCAAUAUAUCGUUUGCUGCAUAGUCAGGAAAGGAAAGAAGGCGACCGUGCAGCUCCAGCUCUCCAUCAUCUCUGCACCCGCCCUGCACAAAAAUGGACGAUCUCGGUGAUGUCGACAUUCCCUACUGCCCGCUUGGCCCUCGCAUUGUUAGUUUUGAUGCCCUUUUGGCAGAUUUGGAGAACACUACCGCUCACAUUUCCAAACGACCUGUUUUAAUCAGUGAGGCUGCAGGUACCAAACUCCCGGAUGUAGCCCUUCAAGCACAUACAAAUGGAAUCACAAGAGAUAUCCCUGAACCAAGGCCUCCCCCACCUGCAUAUACCCCACAGCAGACCGUACCACCAGUGGUGACAGGUGAAUCCAUUCCUAAGGUAUCCAAUGUCACAGGAGACAAGGAUCACUUGUACAGCACAGUAUGCAAGCCAAAGUCUCCGAAGCCAAAGGAGCAACAGCAACCCCCAUUCUCCUCCACUUCCGUCCUGGGAGGGGGCCUCUGUGAACUUGAUCGCCUUUUGCAAGAACUGAAUGCUACACAGUUCAACAUUGCAGAUGAGAUUAUGGCACAGUUUCCACCCAAGAAAGAAGGUGAUGCAGACAAAAACAAGGAGUCCCCUGGAACUGGCAGGAAAUAUGGGCAGUCAUUGCCCCCUAGAACAUCUGAUGAAAAUACCGCAGCAAUCUCCUCCUCAUCUCAGGCACCUCCCAAACCAUCGGCAACAUUUGCCACCCAGGAGUUGGAUAAGCUAAUGGCAUCCCUCUAUGACUUCAAGGUGCAAAGUAACGCUCCGCCUACAAGCACUACUGCAGCAAAUGUGCCUGUCCCCUCACCACAAGUGGUUGUUGUGAACUCUGGACCACCACCACGUGGGAACCUGGACAGCAUGCUGGAAAUCUUACAGACAGACUUAAGCCGACAGGGUAUUUCGACUGUGGCUAAGGGUCAGUGUGCAUCAUGUCAGAAAUCCAUUGCUGGACAGGUGGUGACAGCACUGGGACAGACCUGGCACCCUGAGCACUUUGUCUGUUCACACUGCCAGAUGGAACUAGGAGGAAGCAAUUUCUUUGAGAAGGACAGUCUGCCUUAUUGUGAGAGGGAUUAUUUCCAGCUUUUCUCUCCCCGAUGUGGCCUCUGUAAUGAGCCUAUCCUAGAUAAAAUGGUUACAGCCCUUGACAAGAACUGGCAUCCUGAACAUUUUUGCUGUGUGAAGUGCGGCCGUCCCUUUGGAGAAGAAGGGUUCCAUGAGAGGGAAGGGAAGCAGUAUUGUCGGAAGGAUUUUUACGAGUUGUUUGCCACUCAGUGUAGAGGCUGCAGUAAAGCAAUCCUGGAAAACUACAUAUCUGCCUUAAAUGCCCUUUGGCAUCCUGAAUGCUUUGUCUGCAGGGAGUGCUACACACCAUUUGUGAAUGGUAGCUUCUUUGAGCAUGAGGGGCAACCUUUUUGUGAGAUCCACUACCAUAAGAACCGUGGUUCGCUUUGCUCAGGCUGUGAGAAGCCAAUCACAGGACGCUGCAUAACAGCCAUGGGCAAGAAGUUCCACCCAGAGCACUUUGUUUGUGCCUUCUGCCUGAAGCAGCUGAACAAGGGUACCUUCAAGGAACAGAAUGACAAGCCCUACUGUCAUCCAUGCUUCAUCAAGCUCUUUGGAUAGGUCCUGUUGUAGCAGAAGUCUCCAGAAUGGGGAACCACAGGCAAUAUGUGGCACUGUCAGUAUUUCCUAGUAAGGUCUUUACAGCCAGCUAACAUGGUAUUGAAUUUUUAACAAAAAUGACAUUCUUUACAGUGUGAAAUUAUAUAUAUUUUUUCAGUUUGUAAGGAAACAGGAUGGAUCAUACCUUGGCCUUGAUGUAUUAUUGUCUGUGCCAGUCUCAUCUCUCACCCAUCAAGUUGAUACAGCUAUUAUCGUGGCUUACCAUAGUGCGUGUUAAAGAAAAGUGUGGCUCCACAGGGAACUUAAGAUUAGUAAAGUAAAUUUUACGUCCUGCCUGAAGAUAAUGAAUGACAGCAUAUAAACAGACAUGGGGAAAUGUACUGGAGCCAAGAUGAAAUCUGUUCCAUCUCAGUACAAACGUGUAAGCCAAAAACAACAACAACAAAAAUAUCAGGAAAAAAAAUAAAGCAAAACAAAAACAAAACAAUGAAAAAAAAACAGAUGCAUAAGCAUGCAAGCUGCAUGUUUUCAAAAAGCUAACUUAUUAACGCUCUGAAACCAUAUUGUGUCUUGCUUCAGCUUUUCAGGUGCCACUUUUAUUUUUUGUUUUAUAAGCGAUAUUCAAAGAACAGAUUUUUUUUAAGCAUUGCACUGAAAUUCAGGCACAGACUGGGAGCCAGCAUUAUUAGUUGGACAACUGUAGUUUCAUUUAUUUUCUAGAGUUCGUUUUUAAUACUCUCUCUCUCUCUCUCUCUCUGUAACGUUGCUUUUACCAAGAUGCUUGUGAGUUGCUGUAAUGUGUUUUUACUUGGAUUGUACUGCUUCACCAAAAACUUGCAUAUUCUGAAGUUGUGUUCAGUGGUUUUCAUUCUUGUGUGUGCACUAUUUUUCUUUGCUAAAUGACAUUUUAGUUAGAAGAUGGUUGCCUUCCACAAUACCCUUACACUCGCAGGAAGGGUUGUUUACACCUGACUUACCAUUUGCCUGUCUUUAACCAUGCAAUGUAUUAACUUUUAAAAUGCACAUGACAAAUGACCAGCAGUGACACAUCCAAAAGUCUCAGUGUGCCUUGGGCUGUCCGCACCUCUUAUGACAGUUAUCCAAGGGGUAGCAGAAAUACAGAAUUCGUAAUAAAUUUGCCUUGAAAUGAAGAGGGUAAUUUGGGGAAAUCAAUAUCCCUCAGUAUGCUGUGUACAUUCUGAGUGCUAGACUGUACCUUCAUCCCUUAUAAUUGACAUGUACAUUGCAAAGUUGUGAAGCAAAAAUUAUUAUUAUCAAAUAUGUAUUGCAAAACUGACAAGUGUCUUUGGAAAGCAAAAAGUGUAUAGUGUGUCAUAUUUCACAUUACUGUUAGAAGUAUUUAUUUUUUUUUUUUGCUGCAAGACAUUUAUGAACCAUUCUUUAUAAACUUCCCGUUUGGUUUUACUUCUGCAAGUAUUUGGUUUCAUGCUGUAAACCAACUUCCACUGUGUCAUUAGCAGAUGAAUAAAAAAUAGGCAUAUUCAAGCCAGUGUAGAAGAUUACAAGAAAACUCCACAGCAGGCAUGGCUAAACAACAGCAUGCAGUUCAAGCCUCAUUAAUUGCAUGUCUUUACAUUGCUGCGAGAACUUUAGUGUGCCAAACAUUGAAGUCUGCUGCGGUAAUAACCGUGACAUUGCUAAAUCUUGGGUUAAAGGUGUAUUCUGCUAAUUCAGUUACUAUAGCUAGAGUCACAGGGCGUGGGGGUGCAGAGGAAAAGCAAAUGAUUCUUGGUCUAAACAUGUUAGUGGACAUGAUGUUUAUACCCAUGACAAAAUUACAUGAAUCUUGGCUAAACAUUUGAAUGAUGUCUUGCAGAUCUGAGUGCAGACAGAUGGGAAAGAAUAUAGUAUUGUGACUGAGGAGACAGAAUAUAUGUGUGUGUGUGUGUGUGUGUGUGUGUGUGUGUGUGUGUGUGUGUGUGUGUGUGUGUGUGUGUGUGUGUGCAUGUGCACAUGUAUAUAAAUGUACAAAUACAGGCACACACACUUACUUUUGUCUCAAGUGAGCAGUAAAAAGAUGUAUCACAACCACUAGUGUGUAAUUCCUAGGGACAUAGGCUAAAGACCAGGGGAAUGAAGCCCUGUCAGGUCUCGAUUAGUGAGUGGACAUGCUGGAAGAGAUGAUUGCUAUGUAGCAAAAAAAAGCAAUUAAGAUCAGUUAACUUAUUUUGAGAAAGCAUGCUGGGCCACAAACACUGCUGAAAUGCCACUUAUUUGACGGACACCCAUUGGUUUGAGCAAGGUCAGAAGUGUAGCAUAUCAGCCUGCCAAGGAGUGUGCACACUCUAGGCUGGAGGCAGGUGUUUGGAAGCAUUUGCCAAUGUCAGUCCCUGUGUUGCAGUCUUUAGUUCAGCAGGGCAGUUAUGUGUUUGCUGGCCACUAUGGGGAGUAGGGAGUGGUGGAUCAAGAAAAAUCCUGUUUGGCACCAAGGAUGAUACUGUUCUUAUGAACUCCCCUUUCUGUAACAUUUUUCUUUUUGGUUCUUCACCCCUGGGAUGGGGUCCCUCUUUGGGUGGUGCCAGUCUUGGGAGAAAACCUGAAGUAUUGAUCAGGUUAGGAUGCAGGCCUGUAGUCCUAGUUUCACCGGGGACAUAAAAAGACACAAAGAGGUCAGAGAUAAUGGCCACAAACAAAAGAUGAUGUCCGAAACGUUUUUAUGGUGGGAGCAAAAUGUCAGAGGGUUCUGUCACUGAGACAACAUAAUGAUAUGCUGAAGACACGCGCAGUAAAGGAAGAAACACCGAUAAUCACUGAGACAACAUAAUGAUAUGCUGAAGACACGCGCAGUAAAGGAAGAAACACCGAUAAUCACUGAGACAACAUAAUGAUAUGCUGAAGACAAGCGCAGUAAAGGAAGAAACACCGACAAUCACUGAGACAACAUAAUGAUAUGCUGAAGACACGCGCAGUAAAGGAAGAAACACCGAUAAGCACUGAGACAACAUAAUGAUAUGCUGAAGACACGCGCAGUAAAGGAAGAAACACCGAUAAUCACUGAGACAACAUAAUGAUAUGCUGAAGACAAGCGCAGUAAAGGAAGAAACACCGACAAUCAGAUCUCCAAGUAGGGAGCAAACAGCUCUGGAUAACAAAGUUUGCUGACAACUGCAAACUGGAGGCUGUUAAGUCACCCUGUGACACCCAAACCCUCAGGAAUUAACUGUAAUUAGAAAACCCUUGGUGUUACUAAAAUGUGUUUGAACUAAGUGCUAAAAAGUGUAGUAUCCUCGCUUUGAGCAGACAACACCUCCCCUUAUUAUACUACAUAGAAAACAGGUCAGAACAAAAUGAAAAUGUAGUCUUUGGACCUAAGAAUUUGGGUUGUAACUGUAUCUUUUAAUGAUCGUGUGACAACAGUUGUCAGGAAAUUCUUUUAUUAAGUACUGCUGCCAAGUAAAUAUAAUCAAGAUCUGAAGAGGCAAUCUUCCCUCAUAUGCAGCAUUGAUCAGGCUACUUACUCAGUACAACGUCCCCUUCGGGAUGUAUCUAAUUAAACAUAUCAAACAAUUAGAAAAACCCAAAGGUUCCUAAAGAAAAAGAUCACAGGCCUGAAGUCCUAGAGCUAACAAGAGAGGCUGGAAGCUCUACCUCUUUAUUCAAUAUCUUAUAGACUUUUGAGGGGACAUCUCUGCCUAGGUUUGAAGUGCCAUUAGAGAUGUUAUUGUGCUGGGCUUUCCAUAAUUCAGAUGGUCCAGUAUCUCAACCAAUACUAGGGGGACCUAAAUCCACACCAACAAAUAAAUGUAAAAUGGUGGAGGAACGGGUUUAAAAUCCAGUACCUCACAAACCUGUGGAGUAAACCUUCACUGUGUGUUAAACAGUGUGAUCUCUAUGCCCGGAUGGGUAUUCAGAAAUUUACUCCAGGAUUGGCUGAUACAGCUUUCCUGCAGAAAGGAAGUGUGGCCUUCGGAAAGGUACUGGUAAGAUGUAAAUGACCAGAUUCGUAAGACUCAAUGGCCUGGAACAUCUGUGAAAUUAAGGCCCAGGAACAGACACCAGGUCUGGUAAGUGAUGGGGAGUGAUAGUACACUGAGCAUCGUUGGAUGGGGGGAUGAUUAAAGGUGCACACCAGGUCCGGUAGGUGAUGGGGAGGGAUAGCACACUGAGCAUCGUUGGAUGGGGGGAUGAUUAAAGGUGCACACCAGGUCCGGUAGGUGAUGGGGAGGGAUAGCACACUGAGCAUCGUUGGAUGGGGGGAUUGAUACAGGGUGCACACCAGGUCUGGUAGGUGAUGGGGAGGGAUAGCACACUGAGCAUCGUUAGAUGGGGGGAUGAUUAAAGGUGCACACCAGGUCCGGUAGGUGAUGGGGAGGGAUAGCACACUGAGCAUCGUUGGAUGGGGGGAUUGAUACAGGGUGCUUGCCCUGCUUACCUACUACUUUUUGAGAAUUAGAGGCACACCAAUGGGCAUUACAUCUUGCAGGGUUGAAGGCACACACUCAAACAUGUUGCGUUUUGCAUUGUAAUUGCAAGUGCACACAUUCCAACCCUGGGAGGCAGGGUGAUACAAAACAGUUACAGGCUGCUUUAUCAGCUGACGACUAGCUUUGUCAGUCCUAGCGUACAGUGGUUAAGUCAGCGAAGUACUUACUGUAUUAAGUCAUGGAGACAGAGAGACCGAGGUAGGUGAGUGGGUGGGUGUUUUUAUUUUUAUGGUCUGUACAAUGUAAGCAGGAAUAUAGAAGUGUAUGAAGGGUUUAAGUAUCAGUGACUUACGUAGUUAACAAGAAAGGAGGCUACAUAGUGGAAGUUAGGAAAGAUCCUGAAAGGGAAACUACUGGCAACAAGGUUGUAGAUCACACACACACACACACACACACACACACACACACACACACACACACACACACA